AUGCAGUUAUUGUCGCUGAUAUUCUUAAUAGGACCAUGGCUUCUGACACUGGUCGCUGCCAAGAGGUCCCUGAUAGCGACAUCUUUGGUCACGUGCAUGGAGAAUUCUCAGCUAUCAGCCAGCAGUUUCAAUAUUACCUUCAAUCCGGAUGAUCGAUCUUUGCAUUACAAUUUGAAUAUGGUUACCCAAAUUGAUGGCUUUGUUUUUGCCGAAAUUGAAGUUUAUGCGUACGGAUUUAAGAUUAUUACUGAAAAUUUAGAUCUCUGCUCCUUGAACUGGAAGCAGUUCUGUCCCAUCCAUCCCGGCAACGUUGAGAUCGAUUCCAUACAAUACGUUUCAAGCAGCUACACGAAACGGAUUCCCGGAAUUGCAUAUCAAGUGCCGGACAUCGAUGCAUAUGCAACCGUGAAGAUCUUCAACAAUCAAAGUGAGUAUCUGGCGUGUGUACAGGCUUUCUUUUCAAACGGUAAGACCGUUUCGCAAGUCGGGGUAAAAUGGGCUACUGCGGUGAUUGCUGGUAUCGGAUUGUUGAUGUCAGCGCUUUUAUCUAUUUUUGGUAAUUCAACUGCGGCAUCUCACAUUUCAGCGAAUACCAUGUCCCUUUUCCUAUACUUCCAGUCGGUGGUGGUUGUGGCCAUGGAGCACGUCCAUAGAGUUCCGCCCAUUGCUGCAGCUUGGUCCGAAAAUCUGGCUUGGUCGAUGGGGCUCAUUCGAGUUGGUUUUAUGCAAAAGAUCUUCCGUUGGUACGUUCAAGCCACCGGUGGCAAUCCGUCUUUAUAUUUGACAUCUACUACAAUCUCUGUGCUGACCCAGAGAAGUUUAGACUAUAUGAGAUCGUUUGAACUGUUCAAGAGAGCUAGCGAUGUUCUUUACGGUAAUUCCAAUGUGCUAAUCUUCAGAGGCAUUAAAAGGUUGGCCUACCAAGUUCAUAUUGAGAAUACGUCCGUGGUACCAACUGGUUUCACUUUUUUUGUACUAUGUGGCUGGGUCCUGGCAGGUUUUAUCAUUGUUUGCAAAAAUGCCAUGGACCUAUGUAUAAGGCUCGGCUGGAUGAAACCGACCAGAUUUCCUGAAUUUAGGCAGAAUUGGAGAACGGUUUUGAAGGGAGCACUGUUGAGAUACAUUUACAUUGGUUUCACUCAGCUGAUGAUUUUAAGCUUUUGGGAGUUUACCGAAAGAGAUUCGCCAGCGGUGAUCGUCAUUGCAUGUCUUUUCAUCAUAUUGUGUGUUGGUCUUAUGGGAUGGGCGGCUUUUAGAACCACAUACUUUGCCAGAAAAUCGAUUGAGCUUCACAACAACCCGGCCGCUCUACUUUAUGGUGAUUCAUAUGUUCUUUCCAAGUAUGGGUUUUUCUACACUAUGUUCAAUGCGAAGCAUUACUGGUGGAAUAUCGUGAUUCUAAGUUACAUCUUUUUGAAGUCUUUGUUCAUCGGCUUGGCGCAAGCGUCAGGUAAAACCCAGGCGCUGGCCAUUUUCAUAUUCGACCUUUGCUAUUUUGUUGCCGUCAUAUACUUUCAACCAUACUUGGAUCGUCCAACUAACAUAUUGAAUAUCUGCAUUAGCACUGUGACUUUGGUGAACUCUUUCUUAUUCAUGUUCUUUUCCGAUCUUUUCAACCAAAGUUACAGUGUUUCGGCCGUUAUGGGUUGGGUGUUUUUCAUUAUGAAUGCUGCUUUUUCGCUCAUCCUGCUGUUGAUGAUUUUAGCUUUUAUUGCGAUGAUCAUUUUCUCGAAGAAUCCAGACGUUAGGUUUAAACCAGCAAAGGAUGAUAGAACUUCAUUUCAAAGACACGAUUUAAAGGACGGCACAGUCAUUAGUAAAUCUGUUGCAAAUGAACUAUUGGCUUUGGGGAAUGUUGCCAAAGAUCACAAGGAAAACUGGGAAUCAGAGCUUCGUUAUAAUAAUGCGAUGGAUUAUGAUAACAUGGCCCAAAAGUCUGAUGUAGAAGAUGAAAAGCUGGGACCUGUCUCCUCGAAUAAUGAAAGCUCUAGUACAGCCAAACCAACCUUUUCGGAAAAGAUAAUGAGGAAGCUUUCAUUCAAAAAACCUAUAAACAAGCAGAAUGGCGAAGGCAUUGAAGCGGCCUCUGCAGAAAUAACAAGGUUAACUCCAGAAAGUGAUUCGAUAUCUUCGAUUUCACCAGCUAAGAGAUAUCCCGGUGUAGGCCAUGCUAGGCAAAAGUCUGAAUCGCGCAAUGGUUUGAUGAACUCGUACGAGGAGGAAGAAGACUUUCAGAUAAGUCAACCAAAUAUUCUGGAGAAGCAGCACGAUGGUGACUCUUCGACCGAGCUUCAUGGCAUUCCGAAUAGGGAUUUCAGCCUUGAUAGCAUGGGUAAUCAGCAUCCUGCAACGGAAACGACGGACAUUCUAAACUCGAAAUUCCAAUGA
Molecule: messenger RNA, 2388 nt
Organism: Torulaspora globosa
Lineage: Eukaryota; Fungi; Ascomycota; Saccharomycetes; Saccharomycetales; Saccharomycetaceae
Product: transient receptor potential ion channel family protein
Exons: 1
Coding region: 1-2388 (795 amino acids)
Biological process (GO): fungal-type cell wall biogenesis; transmembrane transport
Source: RefSeq, a predicted model, not a curated record